AUGAUAAUUCCAAUAUUUAUAUUAUUUACCUUUUCUUAUAUAUCAAACCAUCCAACACCAGAAAAUGAAUAUUUAACUAAUUAUGAAUUGGCAAAAACAUUGGGAUUGGAUAAUUAUACAAUUGAAAAUUAUGUUGUUGGACUUAGAGCUGGAACCAACAACUUAUCAAUUUUUACUGCAAAUUAUGCUUCAGCAUUAACAAUAAUUAAUUAUAUAAUAAUUAUUUUUUGUGGAAUAAGUAUUCAAAUACAUGUUUAUCGUCAUUGUAAAGGUGUACAAAUGACUCAAUUACGUAAUAUGAAUAAACAAUUAAGUAUUGUUUUGGGGGCACAGGCUAUUCUGCCUUUACUACCUUAUCUCUCCAAUUUAUUCGCCAAUUCCAUUUUAUUAUUUAAUUUGCCUGGGUUAUAUUCUUCGUCUAUUGUAAUAUUCCUCACUUCAAGUUUUGGAUCUUUAAUUGCCGUAUUAAAUCCUAUCGUAACAAUUUUGAGUGUUAGAAGUUACAGACAAAUAAUAUUUCGAUGCAAAAAUAAUUCAAAUAUUCAUCAAGUUGCUCCGGCAAUAGAGGCUUAA
Meloidogyne enterolobii is the source of this 573-nucleotide messenger RNA. The record is from the annotation of a GenBank genome assembly. NCBI's taxonomy places the organism in Eukaryota, Metazoa, Nematoda, Chromadorea, Rhabditida, Meloidogynidae.